UAUUGUAUAAAGAUUAGUAACUUAGCCACAAUGGUGCAGGAUGUCUCCAAAAUGUCUCAUCCUUUUCUUUCAGCUACCGUUGAUAUAAAUCAUGAACUAUCUGCAUCAACUGGCUCAGAGAACACUAGUAAUUGGAAAUUUAUCAGGAAUUUCUUCUCACAAUGGACUUUAGUCGGUUACUUAUCAUCAAAACCAUAACCAGAAUUUGGCUGUUUACCCACCGAAAUCCUUCUCGAGAUUAUUAUGUCAGCCUGGAGGGUGAACUGGAAAGGGUAAAUCAAAAUCUAAUCGCUCUGUCACGGGUAUCCUGGCGCUUGAGAGACAUCGUGACUCCCUUCAUCUACACACACAACGCGAAACAUAUGGGUAGCAGUGGACUCCGAUGGGCGAUUUACCAUCGGGAUCGAUCACUUAUAGAGGAGCUGAUUAGUCGUGGAGCAAGUAUAUCCUCAAAGAAAGCCGGUUAUCCACUGUCUAUAGCUGCUAAGAGAGGGAAUGCUGACACGCUGGUAUUUCUGUUGACGAAUGCUGGCAAAGGCGAUAUAAAAGAGGCUCUUUCACAAGGCAUAAAUGAUAUUGGAGAUACCGUGUUGCAUUGGAUAAUUUUUUACGCUGAUGUACCAUGUGUCAAGGCGCCUUUGGAAGCAGGUGCUGAUACGAGUAUCAUGAACUCAAGACAUCAGCGGCCAGUUGCGUUUAUACUCAAAGAUCCACGAGUAGACCUUGUGGGUCCCUAUAUAGAGGUCGUAAAUCUCCUGCUUGCCAAGAACUAUUUAUGGCUUAUUGGUGAAGUGCAUUGUGAAGAUGAAAACAAUUUCGAGUUAUACUGGAGCUGCGACAAGCCGAUUUCAAUUACAGACCAGGACGAAACCAAACUGCAUACAAUUCGUCUUCAGCGCGAUAUAAUCCGCGCACUGAUUGAGAAUGGAGCUGACGUCGGGGCAGGAGAAUACUCAUGCAAAGCAGAGGACUACUACUUCUACUGUUUUGCUCCUAUGAGGUUCUUGAAAACUGCCGAGUAUUAUAUUCUCGAUCUGUUGAACACGACCAAGCUCUCUCGGUCUCCGGGACCCGACGACUUUAAAAUGAUUAUCGUUUCAGAUAAGGAAGACCCUCACGUACCCCUGCUAUCGGAAGUUACAGGUAUGGUGACUUGCGGUUCAGACUCUGCUGGAGACGAGAGUAUGCAAAUCUUCGAAGUUUUGCAAGAGACUUUUCAGUUACUUGUGGAAAAUCUGAAAGACGACCUAGUGAAUAUAGCUUGUGGUCGAGACUCUAGGACGCUGCUGCAUCGGGCUGCCACGAUUCCUGGAAUUUUUGGGAUGUGUGCCACCGUCAUAUUACUUGAGCACGGGGCCAGAAUGGAUAAAGAAGAUGAAUUUGGGAGGAGUGCACUGGAGUGGGCGAGCGAACAGGAUCGGAACCGAGCUGCUGUUUUUAUGAUGCAGCGUUGGCUGGAAGAGAAGCCUGCAGCACUGCGAAUUUUCCAUAGAAGUGUCGGAUUAGAUACCGCAUAA
Molecule: messenger RNA, 1517 nt
Organism: Talaromyces proteolyticus
Lineage: Eukaryota; Fungi; Ascomycota; Eurotiomycetes; Eurotiales; Trichocomaceae
Product: ankyrin repeat-containing domain protein
Exons: 2
Coding region: 162-1517 (451 amino acids)
Molecular function (GO): protein binding
Source: RefSeq, a predicted model, not a curated record